UCGAAAAAUGGUCACUUCAGUCUCACAAGUCACGUUGAGAGCAUCACUGAGUUUACUUGAACUUUUUUGAAAACUAUCUCCACGAAAUGGCAGACAAAGUAGAAUCCCCAGCCGCACCUGCAGUGGCGACUCCGAAGAAAGCAGCCAAGGCGCAGAAGCCCCGCGCCAAGGCCAGUCACCCGCCAGCGUCGGAGAUGGUGAACGCGGCCAUCGCCACUUUGAAGGAGAGAGGCGGCUCUUCGCUCCAAGCCAUCAAGAAGUACAUCGCCGCCACCUACAAAGUCGACGUCGAGAAGCAGGCUCCCUUCAUCAGAAAGUACCUGAAGGCUGCAGUCGCCAGCAAGGCUCUGAUCCAGACCAAGGGCAAGGGCGCUGCAGGGUCCUUCAAGUUGAACGUCGCCAAGGCCGAGGGCAAGGCCAAAGCCAAGCCCAAGACCAAGACUGCCGCCAAACCCAAAGCUGCUGCAGCACCAAAGGCCAAGAAAGCAGCUUCUCCGAAGAAGGCCGUGGCAGCCAAGACCAAGAAAGCCGUCGCCGAGAAGAAGAAGACCCCGAAGGUUGCGGCCAAGCCACCGAAGGCCAAGUCCACCACCGCCAAACCCAAGGUGACCAAGGCUGCUCCCAAGAAGGCGGCCAAAGCUUCGCCCAAGAAGGCUGCAGCGCCCAAGGCGAAGAAGCCCGCGGCAAAGAGGGUUGCCAAGAAGUAAAGUGGAAAGAAAUUGAUAGUGGAUGAUUGACAACAAACGGCCCUUUUCAGGGCCACCAAUUGCUUUUUACGAAAGAAUUUUCUUUGUCUCAAACAAAUAUUUAGAAUAGUAGUCAAGUCCGAAAUAAUUAAUAAUAAUUUAAUUCUUAUAUUUAUCAAAAUUUUAAAAAAGUACUACAAUAGGCGAUUCCACGUUACCUUUUAGUAUCCAUUCUAAUUUAG
Messenger RNA from Leptopilina heterotoma, 928 nucleotides. Its product is annotated as histone H1C-like. The transcript has a single exon. Gene Ontology annotation, cellular component: nucleus; nucleosome. Bases 87 to 707 code for a protein of 206 amino acids. The record is from RefSeq and is a predicted model, not a curated record. NCBI's taxonomy places the organism in Eukaryota, Metazoa, Arthropoda, Insecta, Hymenoptera, Figitidae. Gene Ontology annotation, biological process: nucleosome assembly; negative regulation of DNA recombination; chromosome condensation. Gene Ontology annotation, molecular function: nucleosomal DNA binding; structural constituent of chromatin; double-stranded DNA binding.